UGCCGCUCUAUUUUCGGGCACAACAAAUGGCAAGGGAAGUUAUUAGCUUUCUGUUGGUUUACCCCUCUUCCUGGUUACGCCAGGAAAGUCAGAGCCGCCCUUCCAGAACGACGUGCUGUUCCUGUUGACCACACAUGCCUGCUGCCCUGUGCUAGCCCGGGUGACGUUCAUAAUCAACGCUGCGCGGUGGGAGUGGUGCAAAAAAGUCAUUCGCAGCGACGCGACCAAAUCAGAAACUUGAGAGAAAGUUUCUCUAGUCUUGUUCACCGCUAUUCGGCUUGUGUGCGCGCACAUGUGGAUUACAGUAGCCAAGAACCCAAUAAGACCACAACUCCGACCUGUGAUUUUGAACUGUGGACUUGUUUGAAGACCCUCUUCUAAAAAACAGAGGCACCAGCCAGCAUCACCCUCACACCAGCACCUCUGUGCCUGGAGAACACACUCUUUUGAGCUUCAUAUACAGAAACUCACACACUCACACACACUCACACGCACUGAGCCUCUCUCUCAUUCUCUGAAGACCUCAGUGUGUUACCCGCAACAGAGAUGGCCAAGCGGUGUGCUCAACUGUUCCUGCUGCUUCUCUGGGCUGCUAUGGCAACUGCAGAUCCCAGCGCUGCCUGCAGCCUUCAGGACGUGCCAGGUGAUUCCAACAGCUGGAUCACCGUGGAGCGCCUGACCCCAGGGUGUUCCACCGACUUUGUGUUCCACAAUGGCACCCAUGAUUACGAGAUCCACAUCCUCCGGCUGGAGUUCUCGGACAACGACCAGGAACACAUCCUUUUCCAGAUGAAUCUGCCAUCCGAUCUGAAGCCCUCGAUAUUGCUCAUCAGCACCAGCAACAUCACAGCAAAUGUAUAUCCCAACAUCGGGAACAUAGGGAACACGGGUCACACCAUACUUGUUCCAAAGAGUGUACGUUUUCAAGUGAUGUCAGCUCAGUCGACAUCGGAGGACUUCCCCCUGGGGACAGAGGAGCUCCUGCUGUGGGCCACUAAGAAGUUUGGGGGUGUGACGUCCUUCAGCACGAUUGAGGACCCAAAGACCUUCACCUUCAUCCGCAGGCCUGCCUCUGCUGUCAAUUGCACGUUGGAACACACCAAGAUGUUCCGCCAGGAAGAUCCCCAGCCACCUUUGUCGUCGGUGAAGUCGUGCAAACCAGCCUCACCCGACCAGGAGGAGCAACUGCACAUUGUCAACAUCCCGGACACCUCAGACAUCAGCUUCGUGAUUGUGCGUGUGGCCACACCGAACCUUCUCCGGUUGGUCCUAAGGGGUCGCAAUGACACUGUGUGGGAGAUUCCAGACCAUCUUCUCUCACAUGCCCCCCCAGUGAGCAACGGCCUGAUGAAGGUGGCCAUGUUUACGAUCACGUUCCCAAGCAUGCCAAACUCGAUGACGAUGAGGGACAACGCCAGGGAUCUGCAGCUGGAGUCCAUGAGCCAAUUCAAAACCGACUCUUUCUCCAGCUACUCAGAGAUCCACACCAAAGGCUCAACCAUCCAGAUUCUCAUAGGGGAGGAGGUCAGCGUCGUGCCAGAAGCAGAUGUGGUGGACGUGGAACCAACACCCGUGCUGGAGCCUGAUUCGACGACCUACUCCGAGGCAUCAGCAACGAUCCCCCUGCAGAUUGACCUGUACCCCUCGCCGGAGUACAGGAACGCCCUGAGUCCCAACACUCCACUGAAGACGGACAAGCGGACUUACGCAGAGAUCGUGGGUGAGAUGGCAGGCGGUGUGCACAUCCCCUCCAGAGUGACAGAGUGUGCGCUGCACUCCCGGGACGUGCCGGGUCUGAGCCGGGAGCUGCCCUUCCGGCCCGAGCCGUGUCCCCCCGCCGGCUGCCUGCACCGCACGCGCAUCAGCUUCUCCCUGGAGCCGGUGCACGACCUGGCCUCCAGCAGCUGGGAGCUGGACUGUGACAUACACUUCUGCACAAGCGCUAAGGAAUGCUUCCCAGGAGGAACGAGAGCAAAGAGAAACCUUGAAGUUAUUCGGACCAAGCCAUUUCCAGGGCCGUGUCCAGAGUUCGACUUGUCGGCUGUGCUGGGCAUAGCCUUUGGAGGCUUCCUCAUUGGAGUUCUGCUGAUUGGUGCACUGUGGUACAUUAAAGUUCGUACAGGACGUCCUGUGUCUCUGGCUAUGGGAUCAACAGCAGCCCAUCUCACAGGGUGUCAGUGUUGCCUAACCAAGCGCCAGCCGGUGCCGACCAACCCGUCCCCCUCUGAGAACAGCAGUGCCAACGCCAGCAUUGGCAGCACCCAGAGCACGCCCACCAGCAGUAUGGCAUGAGCACCUCCUACCCCUCCUCCUCCUCCUCCUCCUCCUCCUGGGCUCCCCACAGCACCUCCUCCUCCUCUUCCUCUUGUGUCUCCCUGGAGAGCCACGUGCGCCUCGUUCCCAGUCCUUCAGUCCUCCUCAUCUACGGCUCUCCACAGUGCCUCCUCCUCCUCCUCCUGCCCCUCCUCCUCCUCCUCCUCCAUCUGUGUCUCUUCUCCUCUCCCCCUUGGGUCCUAAGAGCCCACUCCCCAGACCUCCAGCUCUCCUCUCCACCUGAGGCCAUGGGCUCCUUCCCUCCGUGUCUCUCCACAGGACUUCCUCCUCCUCCUGUCUUCCUGGAGCUAUAUGCACCUCCUCUCUUGCGCUACGGCUCUCCUUAUCCCCCCACCCCAUCCC
Engraulis encrasicolus (European anchovy) is the source of this 2676-nucleotide messenger RNA. It is a transcript of the gene eng, whose product is annotated as endoglin. The transcript has 14 exons. Bases 547 to 2292 code for a protein of 581 amino acids. The record is from RefSeq and is a predicted model, not a curated record. NCBI's taxonomy places the organism in Eukaryota, Metazoa, Chordata, Actinopteri, Clupeiformes, Engraulidae.